Messenger RNA from Colletotrichum spaethianum, 1329 nucleotides. RefSeq names its product solute carrier family 28 member 3. Bases 1 to 1329 code for a protein of 442 amino acids. The record is from RefSeq and is a predicted model, not a curated record. The transcript has 2 exons. Lineage: Eukaryota; Fungi; Ascomycota; Sordariomycetes; Glomerellales; Glomerellaceae. Gene Ontology annotation, biological process: mitochondrial transmembrane transport.
AUGACUGCCAUCCACCAGGCCACCGCAGGCCAGGACCACGACAGAUUCGAUCCCGAUGACUCUUUUCCGAUGGCGCGCAUAGUUCCGCCCAAGGACAGCAGCAAUGGAGGAAGCGACGAUGAUAUCACGGCGUCGCAGAAAAUGAUCUCGGCCAUGUCGGGUAGUCUUUUGACGUCCCUUCUAGUGACGCCGCUCGAUGUUGUCCGAAUCCGAUGGCAAUCCCAAAACGUCACGCCGCCGACGGUGGAUUUCUCGCGCCUUGCCAUGACGACCGACACCCUGAAAACAUUCAACACGUCGAACCUCGGAGUUACCGCAUGCUGCCGAGAAGUGUUCUUCAUGAACAACUCCUCCGAACUAUGCCUCGCGAUGCCGAGAGCCGCUGAGGGCGUCGCGGCUGCCGCGGCCGCCGACUGUGCCGUCCAAGAGGUCGAACGGAAGACCAUCAGCUCGACAAUGGACGGGCUGAGGAAGAUUGCGCGGAACGAGGGGUUCACCAGUCUUUGGAGGGGUCUUUCCCCGACCUUGCUGAUGACGAUCCCGGGCAACAUUAUCUACUUUACUGGCUACGACUGGCUGCGAUACAACAACAAGAGUCCCAUCGCGCAAAAGCUCAACGACGAUACCGCGCCAUUGGUCGCCGGCGCGGGAGCUCGCAUCCUGGCUGCCGCCGCCGUCAGCCCGAUCGAGCUGUUCCGCACGAGAAUGCAAGCAUCAACUGGCAACUCGACAACCGGCCAUCUUGCAAACACAUUCCGAGGCAUCAAGGAAAUGGUCAGCGCCAGUGGCUACACUUCGUUGUGGAGAGGAUUGACCUUGACCUUGUGGAGGGAUGUGCCCUUUUCGGGCCUGUACUGGUGGGGAUACGAGACGAUCCGGGGCAAAUUGACAGAUGUGCGAGAGACCCGCCGCGGCCGGAGUUUGGACACUAGGGGCUCGCGGACCCAGGCACGGCGCCGGUCUCAGAGCCAGGAGAACCACACGGAAACCUUGACGGACAGCUUUAUUGCCGGUGCCGUAUCAGGCGGCUUCGCGUCGAUAGUGACGAUGCCGUUCGACGUGGGCAAGACCAGGACGCAGGUCUACCGCGAUUCCCCGCGUCAGGUGGCUGGGGCCAAUGCUGCCAAGGUGGCUGCAGCUGAGCAAGGCUCCAUGGUGCGCUUGCUGUGGCACAUCUUCACGACCGAGGGAAUAGGGGGCCUGUGGAAAGGAUGGAUCCCCCGGACUCUGAAGGUUGCCCCAGCCUGCGCCAUCAUGAUCAGCAGCUACGAGGUGGGGAAGCGGGUGUUCAGAGGCGUGAACGAGAAGGCAAGAAGAGACAUGGACUGA